AAUUAUAAAAUUUUAAUGUAAUAAGAUAAUAGGUAUUAGGUUUUUUAAAUUCUUAAAUUUUUGAAUGUAAACUGCAAAGUAACUAUACUGACAUACUGUCUAUACUGUCUAUACUUACUAUUAGUAUAUUACCUAAAAAAUAUAUUACUCAUUACUAUAGUGUCAUAGACUAGUUAGUGAGUGUUGUGUGACUGGUCAGUUUUUGAGCUUACUUUUGAAAAAAACUAGCUCAACUGAUCAACACAAAAUUAAAACAUGUCAUCUCAAGUAGAAAAAACAAAAAAACCAUUCGAUAAAAAAAAAUGGAGAACAAAGAAAUACAGCAAUAAACAAAGAUUCCAAGAUUGGGAUGAGCGUCGCAAAAAGGCUGUAAUUCGUGAUUACUACAAAGAGUUAAACAAAACUGGUAAUGAGAGACCUUUGAAUAUAUUUAAUGAUGAAGACACCAAUCUAACUAAACAGCAAAAAAGGUCAAAUCCUCAUAAAGAAGCACAAGAACGUUACAAUCAAAUCCAAGAGGAAAAGAAAGCUAGGCGUCUUGAAGCAUCGAAAAAAAAAGAAGAAAUUCGGCAGGCACUAGAAGAAUAUAAACAAAAGAAAAAGUUUAAAAAUAAAAAACUUGGAAAAAAAACAAAAAAAGGUCAACCGGUUAUGAAAGAAAGAUUGGAAUUAUUAUUAGAAAAAAUACAAGCUAGUGUUAAUACAUAGUUGUAUUUGUAAUUUUAAACAAAAAUACUUUGAUAAUGUGUUUUAUGAAAUGCUGUAUUGUGUUAACUUUAAAAUUGUUUAAGAAAAAUAAACUUUUGGCAUUUAUAAUUAUUUUACAAUUGUGAAAAUGAAUUCAUUCUGUUUAGUAUAAGUACAGAGAUCUUAGGAUUUUUAACAAUACAAAUCCAUCAGGUUUUCAAAUGAAAUUGUUCUUAAUCUGUCCAGUAUUCAACUGUACUCAUUUCUUGUUCAAUAAACUUUCAAUAUUGAAUAAUUUCCAAUUUAAUA
Myzus persicae (green peach aphid) is the source of this 996-nucleotide messenger RNA. RefSeq names its product thyroid transcription factor 1-associated protein 26. The coding region runs from base 256 to 708 and encodes 150 amino acids. The transcript is spliced from 3 exons. The record is from RefSeq and is a predicted model, not a curated record. NCBI's taxonomy places the organism in Eukaryota, Metazoa, Arthropoda, Insecta, Hemiptera, Aphididae.